Durio zibethinus is the source of this 1779-nucleotide messenger RNA. Its product is annotated as staphylococcal-like nuclease CAN2. Lineage: Eukaryota; Viridiplantae; Streptophyta; Magnoliopsida; Malvales; Malvaceae. The record is from RefSeq and is a predicted model, not a curated record. Gene Ontology annotation, cellular component: cytoplasm. Gene Ontology annotation, molecular function: nuclease activity; nucleic acid binding.
UUUCAGCUUUGCUUUUCCUUUGAUUCUAAGUCUCUUCUACCUUAAAAGAAAAAAAAAAAAGUUUUAGAUCUGAAAGAAUUUGAAUAUGGGGAAUGCUCUAAGGUUCUUGUACAGCUAUUGCUGCAAUCCUACCUCAGCUGGAGACUCCGGAUCACUAGGCCCCCACGGUGUCUCAACAGCCAAUGUUGGGGUUUCAGCUCUUGCCCAUGAUCUCUUUCAGUUUGAAAUCACCUCCCAGGUUCCUGAAGGGCUAAGUAAGCAUGUAGUUUCAUCCAAGAAGGCUCAGGCUAACUGGUAUAGAAAGCUACUAGAGGCUUGGGGAGAAGCAAAACCACCACCAAAAACACCUGAUGAGGCUUCAAGGUUUGUCAUUCAGACCUUAAAGAGACAUCAAAAGGCAGAUGUUGAGGGACUAUUGGUAUUCUAUGGUCUUCCUCUUCCUCAUACGCUUGUCCAGCAGCCUUCUGCUACCGCCCCUACGUCAUUGCCUGAAGGAGUUAACUAUGAAUUGCAAACUUUACCGGUGGAUGUGAAAGCAGUAGCAGAUGGAGAUACCAUAACAGUGUAUGUAAGUACUACAGAUCCCAGGGAGUCAUCAAACGUACCUAGAGAGGUCCAACUAGCAGCUGUACAAAGAUCAAAGGCACGUGCCGAGCAGAAUUAUACAAAAGCAGAUGCACUUCACAAGAAAAUUACUGAUGCAGGAUACAGGGUCUUAAAUCUUCAGAAUCAGGAGAUCCUUGCUCGAAAGUAUCGCAUCCGGUUAAGGGGUAUAGAUGCACCGGAGAGUUCAAUGCAAUAUGGCAAAGAAGCUAAAGAAGAGUUGGCUAAGCUUGUUGGAGGGAAAUGUUUAAGAGUUCUUGUCUACGGGGAAGAUCGUUAUGGCCGCUGUGUUGGUGAUAUAUAUUGCAAUGGAAAAUUUGUACAGGAAAUAAUGCUAAAAAAGGGGCUUGCAUGGCAUUACUCAGCUUAUGAUCAACGCAUAGAACUUGCAACUUGGGAGAAAGAGGCUCGAGCAAAACGAGUUGGUUUGUGGGCUUCAUCAAAUCCUGAGAAGCCAUGGGAAUGGAGAAAGGACAAACGAGAAGGCAGGUGACAUUGUCCUGAAAGAAGUGACCAUCUAAAGAAUUGCAAUUUCCUUAUAGUUGGAAUACACCAUUCGGCACCAGCAUAAACAAAAAUGGCUGCCCUAACUUACAUCCAAGAGCAGGGUUUGAUGGCAGAAUAGAGGAACAGGAAAGGAAACUCUGCAAACUAGUUAAACCAUGAUUGAUAUAUUAUUCUGAUUUUAGAAAGUGUUGUAAUUUUUAUCAUUUGUUCAGACAAUAUAAGAAAGUGUUGUAACAUUUGUUUUCUAUCAAUCUGAUCUUUACAAAUCUAUUGGACUUUUCAGCAUCAAUUAGUAAAGUUCACCUUAUAGAAUUGAUCAGUUCAAAGGCAUCCAAAAGGCAAACCUAAGGAUUUGCCAGGAUGCUUGAAGAAAUUACCAAAAUCAUCUCAAAGAGAGAUCAAUAUAUUCUACAUUCGACUUACACAGCAAAAAUUUGGUCCUCUCCUUGGAGAAAAUUAGUUGAAGAACAAAAAAAAUCAGAAGAACUAUAAAUACCGUGUGGUGACAACUGACAAGGAUUCUAAUAAAAUACCCGAAGGCUCCAUUUGGAUGCAUAUGGAUGACCAGUAAGAAGUGAUGAGGUGCAAUUGCAUCAUUCGCAAAAGUUCUGUGUUUUGUUGACCGGUGAAAGUGAAUUAAUGGCACCACGCGUACUAUUUAAGGUUCAA